AUGGCGGCCACAUCAUCAGCCUCCCGCACGACUUGUCCCGAGGGGUCGUGCACAGGGGGCGGGGAGAGGGUCGAGAGAGUUGACGUUCCGAUCACUCAGUCAAAUGAGGAGAGCAGAGACAAGUAUGAUGCGACGACAGAGAGCUUUCUCACGCGUGAGAGCUGUUCCGACUUUGUUGCUAUUGACAUUCUGGAGGAGGGGGCCAUAGAGACUGCAGUCGAUCCUGGUCGGAUAGAUUUGCAUUAUUCGGAUGUUAGAGAGCCGUGGGGAUACGAUCCACAUCCCGAGCAUGGAGUGCGGCCUUGCUCGGUGGCAUCUUUCUUCAUCAUGCAGGCCUCUGCGGCGCGCCACGCCGAUGCGACUCGUGGCAUGGUGGCCGCCGCACCGAGACACAGAUCCAGUGCUGAUGAGACUGCCCGAAAACAACAGAUCGAUGCCGGUCACAGCUUCGGUACGGUCUACAUGCGGCUGGCGAUGCGCAUCACCGGCGUGUUCGCCGCUUGUUUCCGUGCCGUCAAGCUGCUCCACCAUGGUACAAAUGGAGCAAGUGCAGCUGGAGCAGACGGGGAUAGAGAGACCACGGAGCACGCUCGACGCUGGGUGGAUAGGGGCUCCCGUGGCGGGAAGAGGAGUGGGGCGGGCGCUGCAGUGCAAGAGAAGGUUAUGGAAGAUCCGGAUGAGCUGAUCGAGGAGGUGACAGUGGCGCAAAGGUACGUGGCAUUCCAGCCGGUGGCAGUAGGGGAGGUGGCGGUGGGGAUGGAGAUGCCGGACGGCAAAUGGGAGGUGCUGACAUGCGCUCUCGCGGGGCAGCAGGGGCGCUGUGCUCUCGCCCCCUCUCGGCAAGCGCCACCUCUCUGUGAUUGGCUCUUCCAGGACAGUGGAGCUGGUGGCAUGGGGGGACUGCGCGAGUGGCGAUGGUGUGGAUGCGAAUGCAACCAAUCAGAAGGGGGCCAGUGGCGGUUCUUCUACUGGCCGUGA
This is a messenger RNA of Closterium sp. Naga37s-1, 978 nucleotides long. Lineage: Eukaryota; Viridiplantae; Streptophyta; Zygnematophyceae; Desmidiales; Closteriaceae. The record is from the annotation of a GenBank genome assembly.